AUAGUACGCUAAACCGGUUGAUACCCGCUAAUGAACCCGGGUGAUCGUAUCACGUCCGUGAGGAAUUUCAUCGAACAGACAAAGUGGGCGAGAUAAUCUCCCCGUAUACCAUCAUAAUGACAGCAUCCAAAAUCCGUUCCUCAAGUGGAUAAAAGAGCCCCGAUUUGCCGCAGGGGAUGAUAGCCUAAAACACGACUCACCCGCGCAGAAGAAAACACACAGCAAGCUAGUAAAGUAUAUUCUUGAAGCAUUCUAUGUGCAUUUGCGCCCUCAAGAUUUUCCAUAACACGUCUCUCCCGCCUACCACUGACCUACCUCCAUGUACUGACGACGUCACUGCCAACACGUCAAAAUCACGAUCUUGAUUGAAAAGUUUGACGUUGAACAAGUCCCAAAGGUAUCUGCCCUUCAUUCACUAUACGCCACGCACUACGCCCACAUGCACAUGGUGUAUUGAGCACCCACACAGAAAACUGCUAGUGCUACUCGACAAAACUGAACGUCUAUCCAAGAGUUUUUCUGCUAUCAGCAUUCGAGAAAACCUGACAUCAUUAAGACAACACAACGUCAAGCGAUAAGAGACAUUUCCCCAAUGGCUAUGGGACUUAUUUCACACUGGACCAGACGGGAGUUCUUUGUAGUUACAAUCGUCGUAGCUAUUUUAUUACAUGAUGAAAAUGUUCGAACGAAGGUCUCUUGUGCAAGCAUUCCAAGUCACGUGCCACUGCAGGCAAAACAUCAUCACCUGAUUUCCAAACUGUCACAUUACGAACUGGUCAGACCUUACCGGUCUACAUCGGACGGUAACUUUGUGACCCAUGACCUCUCCACGACAAAAGAAGAGGAACGGAACGUGUACGAGCGCGCCAAAAGAGACACGCUCCUUAACCAGAAAUCGGGCGGCCGCACCUCGCGCCACGCCCGUAGUACAUCACAUCGGAUAGUGGGAGGUGACCCCCACGAUGACCUCAGGCAGAACCACCACUUCCGGGUCGACGCGUUUGGCGCACGUUUGACGUUAAACGUCACGCGCAACCGCUUCCUAGUCUCGCCCAAGAUGAGAGUCGAACGGUACAACGAGGACGGCUCGAAAGACGUCUACCGACCCAAUACCCUAUGCUAUUACACCGGCGGUGUCAAUGACAUUCCGAGGUCCUCCGUUGCUAUUAGCAACUGUGAUGGAUUGAGUGGCCUGAUUCGAGCAGGCGAUGAGGAGUAUGUCAUCGAACCUCUGGAAUCAGUGGUUGGUAGGUCAAAGGUGAACAUAUCAGAGGGACAUCUGCACAUCAUGUACCGGCCUAGAGACUUCAGGAUGGAAUCCACCCAGCUACAAACAGCUUUGACAGUGGACCUGCAUCAUGACACCCCCGAGGAAAACCGAUCCACGAGACGACAGGACGCUGGCUCUGCGGAGACUAAUUCUCACCGUGAGAGAAGGCGUGCUGGGGACCAGGGCCAGCUUCACUUUGUGGAGACACUACUGGCAGCCGAUAAUUCUAUGACGAGUUUCCACGGCGUGGAUGCCAUGACAUCGUACUUGCUAACCAUGUUGAAUAUCGUGAAUGUUGCUUAUCAGCAUGACAGUAUGCCCUUUGAAAUCCAGUUCUCAGCAUCCAGAAUCAUUCUACUCAAUGAUGAUUUGGUUGUAGAAAACCAAGCCCAGGCGAGUUUGUCCAAUGUGUGUCGAUGGGCCACGACACAGACAGUUCGCGACGAUACACAACCAAACCACCACGAUUUGGCCGCCUUCGUCACCCGACUGAACUUUGGUCCAGCAGGUUAUGCUCCAGUGACCGGUAUGUGUGCCAUGACGAGAAGUUGUGCCCUAGUCAGGGAUGAAGGACUGUUGUCCUCUUUUGUAAUGGCUCAUGAGGCAGGUCAUGUAUUUGGUAUGGAACAUGAUGGCGCCGGCAACGAUUGUACGGUUGAGCCAUAUCAAGGAUCCAUCAUGGCGCCUGUCGUGAUCUCUACUUACACCGACCAUUUCUGGUCGGACUGCAGCAUUGAAGAACUCAAUCGAUACUUGAGGAACUAUGAUUGUCUUGAAGACGACCCGUUUGAGAGUGGGCUGCCUGAGGUGGAUGGAUACCCAGGCGAAUGGUACAACAUGGAUGAUCAGUGUAAAUUUGACUUCGGCGAUGACUUUGAGCUCUGUGGAGGCCGAACCCAUAGACAGGUGUUGCGCCUUUUUUGCCGAGUCACUGAAUUCCUUUCCAGCCUGGCUGAUGGGACCAGCCAUCCUUCCAAAUGCCAUCAAAAGAAGAAACGUGAAGAUGAUAAAUCCUGCACGCAGCUGUGGUGUAUAGAUCCCUGGGACCCUCAGUAUUGCCGCACCAAGAAAGGCCCACCAUUGGACGGCUCAGAAUGUGGAUACGACAAAUGGUGUCUUCAAGGCUACUGCGUAUACAGGGAUGCUGAAAGACAGAACGGGGAAUGGAGUAAGUUCUCGCAGUGGAGCGACUGUACGUACCCGUGUGGCGUCGGGGUACAGGUCAGAACACGGGAGUGCAACAAUCCACCGCCAGCCAAUGGAGGCAAAGAUUGCAAGGGGGAGUCCUAUGAGUACCAUCUCUGCAACAAAAGGCCCUGUGUUGGUGAAUGGGAGGACAGACGGGCCAAACAGUGUGAGGACAAUCUGGCAAGUUUUCACUUAGGAGGGAGACAACACAAGUGGCUACCGCAUGAAAACAGAAACAAAUCACUACAGUGCAGGCUCACCUGUAUCUCUGAGACCACCGAAGACGUUGUUGUGACCAAUUAUAACGUGACAGACGGCACACCCUGUUCCUAUGACGAUCACUACAGUAUAUGUGUGCAGGGCCAAUGUGUGAAACUUGGCUGCGACAAUCAAAUAGACUCCACCAAAGUUGAGGACAAGUGUGGAGUGUGUGACAGUGACAACAGGCAAUGCUCCUUCAUCCAAAGGAACUUUGUCCAAGACCCGAAGAAAAAGUAUCAAGUUAUACACACCAUGCCUACUUCUUCCCGCCACAUUGAUGUCCGAGAAAAUACAGAUACAGAGAGUUUUAUUGCUUUGCGUCGUCCAGCAGAGAAGAUAUACAUCCUCAACUCUCGGGGCUCCCAGUCCGGGCCCCACUCCUUCAUUGGGGGCGGAGCUCGCUUUGUGUACUCCCCCAACACUGAACGUCUCUACUCCGUGGGCCCCCUUCACGAAGACCUGGAUUUACUGGUUUUCUGGACAAAGAACAGCAAGCCCAUUAACAUUACCUACAGCUACUACCUCAACGAUCAAGCCCCGGGCCAACCUGCACCCACGACGGGUACCCCGCCACAGACUCAUCCCCCACCGGUUCCCGACGAGCCUGAAGGGCCUGACACUUCCGAUCUACCGGAGUACGUGUGGCAAGAUGAAGGCUGGACUGAUUGCACCAAGACUUGCGGUGGUGGAUUUUCCUUCCACCAGUUCAGAUGCUAUCGUACCAGCGACAACCUCAAAGUGAAGAAGACGUUCUGUGGUCAUGGUAGCUACAACCCCAAGGACACCAAACAGCCUUGCAAUGAACAGUCCUGUGAAAGCCUAGUCCCAGAAAGAGAAGGACCACCCAAAACCACAACAAUUGCAACCACCAGAACAACCGCAGCAUCUCCGACACCACCAGCAACAACAACACAAAGACCGACGACCGAAGCGCCCACAACACCCCAGACAACAACUAUCAAAGCAACCACUCAGCCUCCCACGACAACACAGCCUCCCACGACAACACAGCCUCCCACGACAACACAGCCUCCCACGACAACCCAGCCUCCCACCACCACCCAAGCAAGGACGACCACAGUGCAACCGACAACAACAAUGACAACCACAGUGGCGACAACAAAGCUCCCCCCAAUAACCACAACACAGCCGACAACCCAAGCGCCGCAGCCUACCACAAGACCGGCCCCAAAGAAACCCACAGGAGGCAAGAGGAAGCCCAUCUUCAAGUGGAAGGCCAAGGAAUGGCAGCCGUGCUCUUAUACCUGUGGUACACAGGGCACUCAGGCUCGUGUUGUCACUUGCUCCAAGAAGCUCGGAAGGAAGAUAUCCACCGCGCUGGAAAUAAAAUGUAAAGAAGAGAAACCAUCUGGAACCCAGCCCUGCAAUCGGGAACCAUGCCCUGCUCACUGGAGUACCGGGGAAUGGUCUAGUUGCACAGUAACAUGUGGGGAUGGUUUCAAGAAUCGGGAGGUUAUGUGUGGGGCACCAAACAGUGCCCCUGGAGAGUUCCAAUGUUUUGAUGAAGAGCCACCCAUAACUGCCACCUGCAACUUAGGAGAUUGCCCUGCAGAGACUGGCUGCGUCCCUAUGGAGAGCAUCAUCUGCCAACAGGACCAGUUCCGCUCCUACUGCAUGAUGCCCAGCUACGACUCCAUCUGCUGCACCACCUGCGAGGAACAAGAAAAUCUGCUCAGCAAGAAGAAGAAGAAAAAGAAGAAGAAGAAGGGCGGUCGUGGUCGGGCUGGCAGAGGCCAGUAAAUAAACACAGUAUCUUUUGGCUGACAUUAGGCCUACUAAUAAUAGCCAUAUUUUUUAAAUACGUUCGUGUAUCAAAACAAAGGUAAUCUAAAAGUAAUGGGCUCAUAUGUAAACGUUUGGAAAUUUUACAAUGUCAAAGUGGCUCCAUCUCGAAGGGUAUUUCGUUAGCUUCUGAUUGACACCUUAAAUGCACCUCUUCAGUCACUGAUGACUGAGCACCAUUGAUUGCAAAACAACGGCCUGAAAACCUCUUUUUCCAAGUUUGCUGAAUAAGUGGUGAGUUAAGUUGCAGAAGGAUGCGCCAUCGCAGCUGUGGAGAGUACGUUCAAAGGGUAUGUUAGAGGUAUUGUUGCUUAAAAUGGUUUAUCAAGUUGUCUAUAAAUAAUUACUCAUUCCAAAGAUUUUGUUUUUCAUGACAAACUAGCGAUGCAAUUUCAAAUUAAAACAUGGCUUGCAAUGGGCGUAGCGAAAAUCCAAGUUUGGCCCAAGCUAAGUUUUGAGUACAUUUUUGCAUUGGGUAGUUAUUAUUUUAAUGAGUAAACAACAAAUCUUUGAAAUGAGUGAUUUAAUCAUGAUCAAACAUGAUAAUCCAUUUUUGCUCAAACACUUUCAACAUGUCUGUCUCCUCCCAUUCAACAUAUAAUCCACUGCGACUGCUCACUUUUUUGGACAGCUCAAUUCGCCAAUGAUCAGGUAAACUUGGAAAAAGUAGGUGUUUUGCUUUGUGAUGAUAAACAAAAUCUUUGGAAUGAUCAAUCAUUCAUGGGCAACAUUAUUAUGUACUGUUUCAUGCACAGACAUCUCUAAUAUGCCCCCUGUCAAUGCUCUGUCCACAGUGACAGCGCAUUCAUUUACCGACAGCUUAAC
Patiria miniata (bat star) is the source of this 5347-nucleotide messenger RNA. RefSeq names its product A disintegrin and metalloproteinase with thrombospondin motifs 3-like. The record is from RefSeq and is a predicted model, not a curated record. Gene Ontology annotation, biological process: proteolysis; extracellular matrix organization. Bases 593 to 4480 code for a protein of 1295 amino acids. Gene Ontology annotation, molecular function: metalloendopeptidase activity. The transcript is spliced from 24 exons. Gene Ontology annotation, cellular component: extracellular matrix. Lineage: Eukaryota; Metazoa; Echinodermata; Asteroidea; Valvatida; Asterinidae.